AUGUCCAAGACAGCUCAAAGACGUCUACUGAAAGAAUUACAACAACUAAAUAAAGACUCGCCUCCAGGAAUAGUAGCAGGCCCAGCUAAUGAAAAUAAUCUAUUUGUAUGGGAUUGUUUAGUGCAAGGACCACCAGAUACAGCAUAUGAAGGUGGUAUAUUUAAUGCAAGGCUGGAUUUCCCUAAGGAUUAUCCAUUAUCUCCACCAAAAUUGACAUUUACACCAAGUAUCUUACAUCCGAAUAUUUAUCCUAAUGGUGAAGUAUGUAUUUCCAUCUUACAUUCACCAGGUGAUGAUCCUAAUAUGUAUGAAUUGGCUGAAGAAAGAUGGUCUCCCGUACAAAGUGUAGAAAAAAUUUUGUUGAGUGUAAUGAGCAUGCUAAGUGAACCAAAUAUUGAAAGUGGUGCCAAUAUAGAUGCUUGUAUACUUUGGAGAGAUAAUAGGAAAGAAUUCGAGAGACAAGUUAAGCUCUCUGUGUUGAAAUCACUUGGAUUCUAA
This is a messenger RNA of Naumovozyma dairenensis CBS 421, 498 nucleotides long. It is a transcript of the gene UBC7, whose product is annotated as E2 ubiquitin-conjugating protein UBC7. Bases 1 to 498 code for a protein of 165 amino acids. Gene Ontology annotation, cellular component: endoplasmic reticulum; cytosol. The record is from RefSeq and is a predicted model, not a curated record. NCBI's taxonomy places the organism in Eukaryota, Fungi, Ascomycota, Saccharomycetes, Saccharomycetales, Saccharomycetaceae. The transcript has a single exon.